CAAGGCGCGCACGCGCCUUCUUCCUCCGAGGCAGCCAAUGAGGAGCGAUGAGCCGAGGCCAGUGUUGUGGUCACGUGGGGCGUGUGUGUGUAGCCGAGGCGCCCGCGGCUCUUACACUCCGGCGGGCUCUUCAUCCAUCCGCUCGCCUCGCGGAGCUACACUUCCUUCGCUCCCUCCCUCCCGAUCCCUCGGCCUUGGUGGGGGUCAUGCCGUUGGUGCGCUACCGGAAGGUCGUGAUCCUGGGAUACCGCUCCGUGGGUAAAACAUCCCUUGCUCACCAGUUCAUUGAUGGGACAUUUCUGGACUGUUAUGAUCCCACAGUGGAAAGCACUUACACCAAAAUGUUGAUGGUGGGCAAAGAUGAAUUUCACCUGCAGCUAGUAGAUACAGCAGGACAGGAUGAAUAUACUAUUUUGCCUCAUUCAUUUACCAUCGGCAUCCAUGGCUACGUACUGGUGUAUUCUGUCACAUCUCUCAAGAGUUUUCAGGUGGUAAAGUCUUUGCAUAGCAAAUUAUAUGAAAGCAGAGGGAAGACAAGGAUGCCUGUAGUGCUUGUUGGCAAUAAAGCUGAUUUAUCUCUAGAAAGCCGGCAGGUGAAGACCGAUGAAGGAAGGAAACUUGCUGAUUCCUGGGGUGCUGUUUUUUUGGAAUCUUCUGCAAAAGAAAAGCAGAUGACUCAAGGUAUUUUCACAAAGGUUAUUGAGGAGAUUGAUCGUGUGGACAACUCAUGUGGUGAACAUCGCAGUUGCAUUCUCAUGUGAUGUCUCCUUUCUCCAUCUGAAGCCACUCUGCAAGUGUAAGGGGUCUGUCCGGAGACUCAGCCCAACUCGGGAGAGGCAUUAGAGCUACCUGGAGUCCCCAACAAUGGGUCUGAAGUAGCGUACGGGUAAUCCACACACAGAAACAAAUAUAUACCUCAUUGAUCACCCCCUUGAGCAGGGGGCGGCCAUGUUUUGCACAUUAGUUUGCUAGAUGCAAUCUCUGUGUGUGUAUACACACACAUAUAUGUCUUGCCAAAUGUUUACAGAACUAGGAGGUCAGAAGCACAAUAAGUUGUAUUUAUGUCUUUUUUAUGAAGGGACUUUUCUGUAUAUUUAUAGCAAAGUAUAAACCAUACACAUACAACUUUAAACACAUAUUUGUUUACAUCAAGACAGUCAAGUGUAACGUUUUCCUUCUGUGGAAUCCACUGAGAGCUAGAUCUUUGGAUUGUACUUCAUUUUCAGUGGCAACUUGCAAUGUAGUCCCAAAUAGGCAGUUAUUUUUUUCAGUUGUGCUUUUGACAACCUGCUUUCUUUUCUUUUUUUGGCAAGUAUGGUCUUGAUCCAAAAUUUGAUUCCCUCCCCCUCCCAUUUAUGUUUCCAUAGUAAUUUCAGGAGGUCUGAAAUGGCUGAUGGAUCAGCAAGGCCUAAUAAUCUUUUCUUUGGUUAUGCAAGUAAAAGCAACCUUCUUCAAGAGGCGAAUGGAGAAAAAACUUUUACCUGGUAACUCUUGGUGUGCUGAUGAUUUUCCAGAUUUUGUAUUAGUUUGUUAUAGUAAAAAGAAAUGUCUAGCUUGGGUAUAAUAGCAGAAUGAAGAAAGCAAUAGGUAGAGCUGAGGAAAGCUCAUAUGAGGUUCAGCAUUUUAUUUUUAAACAUCUCUUCUGGAUGGUCCUUUAAACUGUGGGAAGUACAUUUUGGGGACAAAAACUUGUGUUAGUAGAGACACACAGUGGUGUCAGAAGGAUAUAAUGUUUGUGCUGGAACCUCUUUCUUGACAGUUAUAUUUUGAAGUGGUGAUGCAGGAAUGAAAUAAAGCUAGACGGAAAGAGGGUUACUGGAUGCAGUCUGGUUACAUGCUAUGGAACUUAACAAUGAUCCUACAUGGAAAAGAAAAAAGGAGCAAGGUGCUCAGUUGCAAGCUCUGCUAUGCUGCAACUCAAAAUGCAGCCAUUGCCUUUCAAUUGAGGUGAAUAGGAGGAGGCUGGCUCCUUUUUGUGUGUGUUCAAAAUUGUCUGUCUAUGGCAGCAGUUCUGAACUUGUGGGUCCUCAGGUGUUUUGGCCUACAACUCCCAGAAAUCCCAGCCAGUUUACCAGCUGUUAGGAUUUCUGGGAGUUGAAGGCCUAAACAUCUGGGAACCCACAGAUUGAGAAUCACUGGUCUAUGGCUUUCUUGGCAACACUAGGUUGCCUUUUGCCUAAAUUAGGCAAAGUGUCUUCCUGAUGUUGAACUAGUAAUUGCUAUCAUCCUUGUGUCACCUCAGGCCAACAAGAAGUAAAGUCCCAACAGUAUCAGCAGGGCCAUACAAUGCCACUCCUGGCUUAAAGCCCGGUGUAUCGGGGUUCUCUAAAUGUUUUCAGAUGUUUCUCCUUCUUUUGUUGAGGAGGCUUUGGAACUGGUUUUUGAGAAAAAGGCAGAUCCUUGCACCUGAUAACUCUUUUUGUCUGAAUACAAGCAGCAUAGCUAUGAGUGCUUCCUCUGUUUCCAUGUUCGACAGUAUGAAGCAGGAAAAAUCUGGCAUCCUACUUCAAGGCAGCUGGGAAUCCAAAGGGCUACUGGGGGCAGAGGUGGAACAUUUGGUCCCUGAAGAAAACAAACAUGCACACAUACACAGAUAGACACCCUGAAAUGAAACAGAGGGCUGGGCAGCACAGAGCUUGUGACCAAUCCCUACUGAAACAUAUAAUAUUUUGUGCUUUGGAAAGGCUUUGUAUGAGUCUGAAACUAGUGUAAUUCCAGCCAUAAUGAUUGGUGCCCAUCCUUCAGUUGCCAUAGAGUCUAUGGCAGAGAAGCCCAAACUCAGAGUCUGGCAGUGUUGAGUUAAAUCUAACAAUAAAAUAAUUGAUAAUUGGUCCUUUCCCUAUUUUAGUAUAAUAAGUAAUGUUUUCUAGUUACUAUAUUGUUACUGCUAAAAGUGCCCUUUAAAAGUAUGCUUUCUUCCCAACUUUUGUGCUGUUCUUAUCCUAAGAUGUUUCCCUCCCAAGUAACAAGUGAUUAAUGGCAAUGAAUUAUGCUUUAAACACGGCAACAAGUAAUGACAAUGUAUUGCCAUUUAAAAACAACACUGCAACAAAUAACGGAAUCAACUUCUUUGAUGAAAAUUUCUUCCCGAGUUUGGGCUGGCUUGAUUUCAACCCAAAGCCCAUCCUCAUAAGCCUAGGAACAUCUCUGCACUGAUCUUUUUUAUUUUUUAAAGCUUGCAUGUGUUCUGUGUCGUGGUGGUCUUCCUUUUUGAAAAACUUUUUUUCAGAAAAAAAUCUGAUGUGACUUUUUUCCUGGGGCCUAAAGUGCCUAUAAAAUGUAGAUUUGCCUCCGGUAGUUACAAAGUGACUAAAAUAUUUUAUGCUGCUUCUAGUGUAGGUCUAAGCAGAUUUUGAGUUCACGGAAAGGGGGAGAAAAUGCUUAUGAAGUGUUCACGACAGUAGUCCCCCUCUAAAAUAAUAUCAAAUAACCAGGCUAGUGAAAGUAUAUGUUUUGAGCACAGCCAUUAGGUUUUGUAUAUUACUUUGUUAAUGAAUUGUCAUUGCUAACCUAUUGCUCCAACCCAGUGUUUCCCAAAUGAUGGUUUUCCAGAUGUUUUGGAUUUUAGCUCCCAGUGUGUUUGACUGUUAGCCAAUUUGGCUGGGGCUCCUGAGAGUUCAAGUCCAGAACGGCUGAAAGACCCAAAUUUGGGAAUCGCUGUAUUUGGGUCGCCAGAGGUUGCUGUUUCCUUUUUCAUACUGUGGCUGUUAUAUGUUGCUGAUCCUCCCUAUUUAGCUAUCCUAAAUUAACUCAUUUCAUCACAAUCAUUGGUAGGAUCAAGACUGCCUGUUAGUUUUGAAAAGGAGAUCCAUGCAAAGUUGGCCACCUCCGCCUUGUCUUUUUCUGAGGGUCACAGAUAGACAUCUGUUGCAUCUACAUUGAAAGAGGUGACUAACUCAUAUUGUAGUAAACUUUUCUUAAUGUGUGCUGCUGAGUGGGAGGAGUGAAAGCAAGAGGAGGAACUGGCAUCCCUGCUUAUGGUUUGGGAAGGCAGAGAACAUUCUUGAUUUCUUUGCUGCAAUUGCUGAUAUCUUAUUGCAAUUAAUUAUGAAAACAGAUUGACACAUUGUCUUCAUAGUUUGGAGGCUGAUGACACGAGAUAGGUUGCAGCAUGUAUUAUUUCGCUUCAGUGCAGGGAGAACGUGGGAGAACUUAGAGAUUGAUUUUGAUUUGUGUUGUGUUUGGGAAUAAACCCUGGACCAAAUGGGGCAUGUGACAGGAAGGAGAGGGAUUGGAAAAAUGGGACUGAGAGAGAAAGAAUGACCAUGAUAAGUAAGAGUGAAGGACGUGUUGGCAGGUGAUGCUAGUUCCAGAAAUGCUGGUGGUUCCUCUCUGUUGUCCAUUUUAUAAGCAGAGGACUUAAAAAAGGCUUCUCCCGCUCACCAACACUUUUCCUUUGGAUGUUUCCGCCAUACAACUUCUUCUGAGUGGACAAACGCAUGUGGAAGGCCUUGAUGAUGGAUGCUAUUCAAUGAGCAUUCCUUCAUGAUGGAGGCUUGUGGUUGGGUGAAUCUCUCCCAUGAUUUUGGAGCAGCUCACUCUCACCUCCAUUAUAAAAUGGCUGUUAAUGUAUGGACUGGGGUAAAAGCAGACAGACAGGAUUUGGUGGUGGCAGGGUCAUGAUUUUUCCAUAUUUUUUUUAAAAAAUUAAAAAAUGAGACUACUGCUGUAUACAUAGAUAUUUACCAGCCAUAACACUGGCUGCUCGCCUCUGGAACACACACAUAUUUUAUGUGCCUCUUUCCCAUUAUCUCUCACCUUUUCUUUCAUCUCUCUGUAUGUAUUUAUAUGUAUAUAUAUGUAUAUAUGUAUAUAAUUACAAUAAAUCAUGUGUAUAGGCAAGUUCCCAAUAUUAUUCUGCAUACUCUUAGUUAUACUAUGAUAUAAGAAAACAUAAAAAGUGAUGUUGGUUGAGAAUCAAGGUCUCCUAGAACAAAAUCUUGUUACCAGCUACAUUUUUGGAAGCCAUAAAAGUUAUAGCCUUACUCCCCCUUGCCUGGCUGCCAUUUCAACAACUGGUAUUUAAUUGGUGUCCUCUCUAAAUGUGGCACUUUUAUUUAUCAUUAUGUACUUGUGUAUAACUCAAUAUUUGGACAAAAAAAAUUGAAUUAAAAAAAUGGAGUCCGUUUAUCCACAGGUCAGUGACUGUUGCUUUAUGUUGCUUCCCUUAGGUUUUCCUUGGGAGGGACUAAGCUCUCACCUUAGUUUGUCCCAGGAAAACCCAAAAGAAGCACCAAACUCCAUCCACGUGUUACCAUUUUCUUGCUCCUUGACAGCCCCGGAGGGUGUAUGUCUUGCAUCCCACCACCUGCCUCAGGGACCUGUUGUUGCAAUGAUUUAGUGAGCAGGAAGUGGUCAGUGUCAUUGCCCUGAUGGCCAUCCAUGCCUUGCUGUCCCAUCAGCAGGGCUAUUUCGCCCAUGCAGCUGCCUUUUACCAUUGCCACUAGCUGCAAAGUGGUAACAGUGAAGAAGGACGGAGCUGUUGCCUGCUAUUGUGCCCUUUCCCAGUUGCCCAUCUUAAAUACCCCUCCCAGCCCUAUGUAUUCUCUUUGACUAAGAGGGUAACCUCAGCUCUGUCAAACUUAGUGGGUCAGAGUCAUCAAGCCUGGGUUUGGACAGGUGCCUCCCUAUUUUUAGCUGCCUCUCACUCUCUGAUGACUAAGAAUGGAGGAGAAAGGAAGAUGAAGUGGGGAUCGGUGUCAGGGAGAAAGAAAACAGGGUUCAUCCCAAAUCUUCAUGGGAAAUCCUUUUCCUUGGAGUGAUCCCUCAAGAUGGGCAGCUAUUCCCCGCCCCCAUCCUCCUGCUUUUCCAGUGUCUUCUCACCAGGAUUACAUAGAGGAGCCCCCAGUGAUGCAGUGGGUUAAACCCUUGUGCCAGCAGGACUGAUGACUUGGGUUGUUGACCUGAAGGUUGCCGGUUCGAAUCCAACCCGGAUGAGCUCCCGCUGUCAGCUCCAGCUCCCCGUGUGGGGACAUGUGAAGAACCUCCCACAAGGAUGAUAAAAACAUCAAAAAACAUCCGGGCGUUCCCUGGGCAAUGUCCUUGCAGACAGCCAAUUCUCUCACACCAUAAGCGACUUGCAUUUUCUCAAGUCGCUCCUGACACAAAAACAAAAACCAGGAAUACAAAUCACAAGUGUCCCCAGAAGCUAGCCAAGACCCUUGAAUUUGAACUCUUCACCAGAAAUAAAGAAAGACCUUUACUUAUGGUAUACAGGUUGAGCCUCCCUCAUCCAAAAUACUUUGGACCAGAACUAUUUUAUGUUCUUUUGGAUUUUGGAUUACCUGUAUUUGCAAAUACAUAGUGAAUGAGGGAUGUGGGAAAGGGAGCUAGUUAUAUGUUUUGCACCCCCUGAGCUUUUUCCCAAGGGGCCCUUGCUCCACCACUGUCAGACAUUUGACUCGGGAAAGAGAAUGGGAAGAGGACUCAGACUUCCUAGGCACUUUCCCUGCUGUCAACAUAUUGCCUGUCCCUUUUGCAAAGUAGCCCUCAUAGCUGGGAAGGGAGGAAACAGUUGUGCGAAUUGAUGCUUCACUUGACUGUCUUUAGGUCUCUACUCACCUGUAGCUUUGGUUAAUGGGUGAAGUUGUCAAAUGAGGCCACUCCUUGGGGCAGGGAGGAGAAAUGUGGAGCUGCCUUGUUUAGUGUUAAACCAUGAACCCAUCUAAUUCUGUACUAUUUAUGGCAGCCAUUUCUAGCUUGCUGCCCUCUAGUUGUGUUGGAUUUCAACUUCUACCAGUCCCACACCCCAUGGCUGUUAUUUCUUUCCGAGGGAGAACAUAAAAGCACUGUGCUUGAUGACAGAGCUAUUGUUGAAGGCAAGGCUGGACACAUAUCUUACUUUACUGUCAGUAGAAGUCAUCUUUACGUAUUAAUAUGAAUUUUAAAUGGGGAAAAGGUAGCUGGAGAAGGAAUUAAAAGCUACUUAUAGUAUAGAGAGAUAGGCCUUUCCUUUGGUUUAAGAAAUUAUGCUGAUCAUAAUGCAAGGGAGGGGUGCAGUAUGAAGCAAUAUUAAAUUUGUUUUUGGAAGCGAUUUGAAACAGUUGAAUUGGAAAGAUAGGAUGUAUCUAAUACAGUGUUAGAGACUGUCAGCGCCAGUCUCAAACACAGGAAGGGAAUAGAAAGGAGACAGAAGUUUUAAUCCACAAUCCCACAGAAUAUGGGCAACCGUCAUUUUAAGAUCCUAGAGAAGUUUACUACUAAUUUGGGCAUACCAGGGGUAGGGAGAAGUUGGCCCUCCAAUUGGGUUGGAUAACAAUUCCUGCAAUCUCUAAGUAUUGGCUCUUCUGUCUGGUGCUCCAAGGAGCUGAAGCACAAAGUAUCUGAAGACCCAAGGGUUCCUCACACCAUGGAGCAUCCCAGCCCUUAGUAGCAAGUACGUUUCAGCAUAGAAGGUGGCAUUCUCAUGGCAGCUGUAACUGGUGCUUCCAAAAAUGAUAAUUCUCCAGAGGAGAUCCUUUAUCUGUUCAGUGAACACCCUCCUUAAUGUUAUUCCCCACUUCCUUUUUUUUGUUUAUGUGCAUAAUACUUUGUAAAUAACUUGAUAAUAAAAACUUUGGCAGGGAAUGGGUAGACAAAAACUUUUCUGAUCUCAAAGAUUAGCAUUCAAAUGUGCUGAAAACAUCAGUUUAUUAAAACAUACCUUGUUAAGCAGCAUAACCUUAUCUCAGCCCAAUCUGUAGAAUUUCAGUUAGAUGAUCUAUGUAACACAUACUUUUGGGGCAGAUUCCUCAACGUACUCCAUUCACAUUCUGUCCCCCAGACAUUCAUGUAGUAUACAUGCCUAUACUUAAAUGUGAUAAGAGCAACAUAUUUUACAAAAUGUAAUCUGGGAAUAAAUAUUGUGUUGGCAGUAUCUGUAUGUUGCACAUACAUUUACGUAUUUGAGGUCCAGGAUUGGCUGGGGCUUCCUGUGAGAUAUGAGUUUAAAAGUAAGCCCACUUUUUCUCUAGGAAAUGUGAGGAUUUCUCAGAAGGGAAAUUUUGUGGGGGUGAGGACUUGAGCACAAAUGGCAAGAAUAGGGAAAGAGUUAAGACAAGUCUAGCUCUCAAUAAAUGCUGCUUUAAAAAUUGCUAUUUAUGACUGACACAAGAAUCAAGGAAAAGUAGCCCUGAGAAGAUCCUCUGAUUUGAAAACUUCCUAAGUAUCUAAAAAUUGAUUGUUGUAAAAGACAGAAAUAAUAUCUACUACUACAAGAUCCUACAGUUAAACUAUGCAUCUCUUCAUCCCCUAGAUUGAAAUGAUUCACUAUGUUUCCCUUCUGUAUUUAUUGUUUCAACCAUUCUGUCAUUACAACUGUCUUAACAUGUAAAUAAAAGAAUCAUGUAUAGCA
Messenger RNA from Anolis carolinensis (green anole), 8332 nucleotides. It is a transcript of the gene rhebl1, whose product is annotated as RHEB like 1. Gene Ontology annotation, cellular component: plasma membrane. Gene Ontology annotation, biological process: small GTPase-mediated signal transduction. The transcript has 8 exons. Bases 48 to 761 code for a protein of 237 amino acids. Gene Ontology annotation, molecular function: GTP binding; GTPase activity; GDP binding. NCBI's taxonomy places the organism in Eukaryota, Metazoa, Chordata, Lepidosauria, Squamata, Anolidae. The record is from RefSeq and is a predicted model, not a curated record.